UGCUUUAGGGCUUGCAAGCGGUCGGAUAAUUGGAUUUUUUUGCCAACUUUGCGGCUGUUGACGGUUUCGAAUUCCCUUCAUUUUUUUGUCAACAAAAGGCGAACGUCCUUCUCCUUACUUCCCCCGGCUUUGUACUGCCAUACAACCUAUCGCCAAUCACAUUUCCGCCCCAUAGUUGAAGAUUCAGUGGAGAUCGUAUAAUCUGCUUUUACAAAUGCAUUAACAAGAGGGGGAACAUCCCAAAGAUUUUCCUCCUUCUUUCCUCUGCCUGCAGAACCAUUUUCAUCAACACAUCACCACCAUUCUUCGUCUAGCCGCCUCGAGCAGCACUCCAGGAUACAGCUUCUCACCCGAAUCCAGCCUCAGGACGUUUCCAACAGCACCACCAAAAUGAGUACCCCGGAAGCGGAUAUCUCCCAAAUGGAGGUAGCUACCUCCGUCUGGGUCAUAGUCAAGGACCAGAUCACGCAAGACGGGAACACCAACAAUAUCGCGCACAUCGCGACCAUCCUCUUCGACCAGCUUGAUGAGACCUCCAAGAAGAUGCUUCUGAGCUGGUUCCGAAUUCACUCGGGCAUCAACGAGAUUUCUUUCGUCCGUGACAUCAAGGCUCGUCGCUACUACAUUGGGCCGACCUUCUCCUUUGAGCAGGACUUUCAGGUCGUCAUGAUUCAAGGUGUCGGCGCGGUCUGGCUCUGGGAUCUCCGGAAGAGUGGUCAAGAUGUCAGCAUCAACUCCUGCAACAUCUCGGAUGAGACAGCCUGUGGCUUCAACAAGAUCCGAUUUGAUCGUACUGCGACUGGAACUUCCACUGCGAUGAUGAUUUCCGAAGUCUCCGGCGGCGAGUCUUUCUCAUUCGGUGCUGGAUAUCUCGACGAGGCCUCCUCUCCCGACACUGUUGCCACCACAGAUCAUCUUGACAGCAUCCCUAGCAGCCCCAUCGGUCAAACUGACCACCACCACGCCAUGGACUUUGGCCUCGUCAAUCCUGGUGACUCAACAAGCGCCAAUAUCGUCGAGCAGCUGGUCUACAAUGGCUCCCUCAUGUCACCGUCCCAGGUCUUCGACUCUGGAAUGAUGCAGCAGGAUGUGUUCCAGCCGACGUUCGCCCAACAGAACAUCGCGCGGCCUAACUUGAUCCACCCAAGUAUCUUCCAGAGCUUCUCGGCACCUGCCACAUCCCUAGCCUCGAGCUAUGCCGGUCUUGUUGCGUCGGCCGGAUUCACGAUGCAAUCCAGCGCCCAUGCCAUGCCCAAUGGCUCCACCGUCAAUCUUUCCCUUCCCACUCAGACUGAGCCCCAGUCCAACAAUGUCGCCCAGGAUCCUAAGCCUCAGAAGGAGGAGAAGAUUCCGCGUCCUCCCAAUGCCUACAUUCUUUACAGGAAGGAGUUUCACGCUACUGUCAAGGCCAACAAUCCCGGAAUUCACAACAAUAUGAUCUCUGUGAUUCUGGGAAAGCAGUGGGCAAAUGAGACUCCCGUGAUGCGCUCCAAGUACAAGAAGAUGGCCGACGACAUCAAGCGCAAGCUUCACGAGAAGCACCCUGACUAUCGCUACACCCCGCGUCGCUCCAGCGAGAUCAUUCGCCGUCGGACCAACCGUCAGGCGACUGCGGCUGCCGCCGCCACCGAGGCGAAGGAGACUCCCAACUAGGUUUUACAGGAGAACGAACGGGGAAGCUGGGAGGGAGGCCGGUCCUAACCUAGGAGGCGAUACACAGCAAUAGCGGAACUUCACAGAUACCCAUCCUCGAUGUUCUGCCUUCUCUUUACAUUCCUGCAAGGGGACUACCUCACAGCCCCAAUGACAGCAUAGCCAUGGCGUUUAGACAUGAUUAAAGGCGGACUUUGGUGAGGAGGAUGAGAAAUAUACGCCGUGGAGACUUGAGAAGGAAUUCGAUAGCAAAUCGACCGGCUGUUUCGAGCGACAGUGUAUUUACUCAGGUGAUAAUGCACUUCUGUCUAAUCUUCACCGACGAGAAGAAGUCGCAUGCUCCUCAUUAAUACAGUAAAUGCAGACGAAACCAACCAUAUAGCUCGG
Gaeumannomyces tritici R3-111a-1 is the source of this 2040-nucleotide messenger RNA. RefSeq lists its product as hypothetical. The record is from RefSeq and is a predicted model, not a curated record. The coding region runs from base 391 to 1653 and encodes 420 amino acids. Gene Ontology annotation, molecular function: DNA-binding transcription factor activity, RNA polymerase II-specific; RNA polymerase II cis-regulatory region sequence-specific DNA binding. Lineage: Eukaryota; Fungi; Ascomycota; Sordariomycetes; Magnaporthales; Magnaporthaceae. The transcript has 5 exons. Gene Ontology annotation, biological process: anatomical structure morphogenesis; cell differentiation; negative regulation of transcription by RNA polymerase II.